Salmo salar (Atlantic salmon) is the source of this 1307-nucleotide messenger RNA. Its product is annotated as methylmalonic aciduria type A protein, mitochondrial. The record is from RefSeq and is a predicted model, not a curated record. Gene Ontology annotation, molecular function: GTPase activity; GTP binding. NCBI's taxonomy places the organism in Eukaryota, Metazoa, Chordata, Actinopteri, Salmoniformes, Salmonidae. Gene Ontology annotation, cellular component: cytoplasm.
UUUCACUAGAUAGCACAGCCACGAAGUGAAAAUAUUUAUGAAAAUAAAAAUGUGCUUUUUGGUCUGACUUUAAGGUUAUGUCUAGGCAUAAGGUUAGCAGUGUGGUUAAGGUUAGGGUCAAUGUUAGGUUUAAUAUCACAUUUUAAGAAGAUAAAUUGUAGAAAUGGGCGGAGUUUCCGACUGUGGUAGCUAGUGACGACCAAAACACUGGUAGCUCAACGAGUGGUUGUUUGGGUGUAUCAAAUGACAGGAUUAUCCUUAUUUUCUUUAUUCCAAAAAUUUAUACUCAGUUAUGAAAGUGUUUGGAGCAAUAGUAGAGGACAACAGCAAAGACGAACGAAGCAGGUUUAUGUACAAAUAGCUAGCUAUCAAAGUGAGUUCUCCAUUGUAUGUACACGUUUUGUAACUGAUCAGCUAUAUGGCUGCUUGUCAGUCAGUUACCGGUGUAUGUACUGUAUGUAUGCAUAUGUCCAUUCGUUUCUACUGGCAGAAUUUGCUCCUGAAUGUCACAACCUCAAAUAGCCCAAAACUCUCUCCCCUAGAGAAGGGACCAGUGCCAGACAAUCAUGGGACCCCCAGUACUCUUUCCGCUUCUCCACGGCUUGUCCUCCCCCUUACGAACUGUCACCCCAACAUGGGGCCGAUGCCUCCUCCGCCGGCUACCCCCACCAUCCUGCACUCGUACCCCUUGUACCCCAUCAUUCCCUGGGCUUAACUCUCAACACAUCGGCGGUAUGUGUGUGGAAUCCACCCUCAGCCACAUCAAGGAGCUAAGUCCACCAGAGCAGAGACUGUUGAAUAAGCUGUAUGAAGGACUGAUCUCAGGUCAGCGGGCCAGUCUGGCUGAGUCCAUUACCCUGGUGGAGACCCAGCACCCCAGGAAGAAAGAGCUGGCCCAGGUCCUGCUGCAGAGAGUACUGGCCUACAGGAAGGAGCAGGAGAAACAGAACGGAGGGAAACCCCUGGCCUUCAGAGUGGGAUAGUAUGUGGAUUUGUUAUGUUCAACAUUGUGGGUCUAUGCCGAGUACACAGAACGCACACAGACCAAAUAACAUGUGAACAUUUGAACUAGUAGCUUGCAGAGUCCUUAGAGUUGGACCGCUUGAAUUGGUGGCUGCAAUGUGGGCUUUUUAUUGAAGAUUUUUGUCCUCCUACACUUGAGGUAGCUAAGUCUAAAAUACCAUAUGGAGAAGAGUGUGGGCUUGGUGUACGUGCAUGUUUGAUCUCUGUGAGGUGACUUCUGUCUGGCCCACCCGGAGCUGGGAAGUCCACCUUCAUUGAGGUGGUGGGGAAGAUGCUCACAGGAC